Nothobranchius furzeri (turquoise killifish) is the source of this 8166-nucleotide messenger RNA. RefSeq names its product intermediate filament family orphan 1b (gene iffo1b). The record is from RefSeq and is a predicted model, not a curated record. Lineage: Eukaryota; Metazoa; Chordata; Actinopteri; Cyprinodontiformes; Nothobranchiidae.
GGUAGGCGGAUCCAAUCCCGCAGCGCUGGUUCCGGUGACCGGUCUGCGGUCACAUCUCCGAUCUGGAUUCAGUGCCGCCGGAUUUCUUUGUUAUUGGUUCAUGCUCUGCGUCUUUUCUUCGUUUUAAGCCUUUGUUUUGUUAAACGUUGAAGCCCGGAUCGGUGUUAUGUUCUUUAACCCGCCUCUGCUCGCUUGUUUUGUUGUUGUCGGCUCGCCGAGAGGGAUCCAUCAGCGGGACUUGUGGGCUUUAAGGUUUUUAUUUAAACGCUGUUAUAUAACCGGAUGAAGCGCUCGCCUUCCUCCGCUCGUUUCCCGGUGACGUGAGCUUUAUUCGGACCCAUCUUUCUGCUGUAGCGAGAGGACAACCCCGUGCGUGUUCAUGCCCGAUCUGCAGCGCUUCAGUUUUAAAUACCAUAGCAUGAAUCCAUUGUUGGGGGCCAACACGCACCAACAACAGCACCCGCAUCAGAGCCAAGGACACCCGGACUCCCCCUCAGGACUCCUCCCAGACGCAGUGUUCGGUGGACCGGACCCGGAGACUCUUCUCCUCGGUGAGCAGCUGGGGCCUGACCCGCAGGGGCCCGCGCCCUUCCUCCACCACACCCACAGCAGCCCCUACCAGCACCGCACGGUGCCGCACCCCCCCGCAGCCAUGGCCCUCAGAAACGACCUGGGAUCCAACAUCAGCGUCCUGAAGACCCUCAACCUGAGGUUCCGGUGCUUCCUGGCUAAAGUGCACGAGUUGGAGCGCAGGAAUAAAAUCUUGGAGAAACAGCUGCAGCAGGCCCUGGAGGCCAGCAAGGGCUGUCCAGGUGGAAGCUGCGAGAACAAGUCCCACACCCAGGAAGCAAGCGUGCAGACGGGAUUUGUGGGGACCAUUCCACUCAGACCGGGAUCCCUUCCCUUCCACAACACCAACAACUCUGCCAGAAGGCCGACAACACUGUUCACACCUCCACUGGCGGCAUCCUUCUCACCAGCAUCCUCUGAAAACUCCAGCUCAACCCAAACCAACGCCUCCUGCAACCCAGUCAUCACCAUCACCCAGUCCUCCCCCUGUGUGGACUCCCCAGGGCCCGGUUCUAAUAAAACCACCCAGAACAGCAAAGGCUCGGGGAACUCCACCAACCCUCCUCCACGCUUCCUCCCCGGGACCAUCUGGUCAUACAACCACACCCGGAAGUUUGGAGCCGGUGCCGAGCGCCUGACCAGUCCAGGAGUGUCCUGGAUGCACCCGGAUGGAGUCGGCGUCCAGAUCGACACCAUCACCCCGGAGAUCCGAGCCCUUUACAAUGUUCUGGCUAAAGUCAAGAGGGAGAGAGAUGAGUAUAAAUGCAGAUGGGAGGAGGAAUAUACCAUGAGGAUGGAUCUGCAGCAGAAGAUCGUGGACUUGCAAGAGGACCUGCAGGAGAGCGAAGGCUGUCAGGAUGAGCUGGCUCUCCGAGUGCAGCAGCUGAAGGCAGAGCUGGUUCUCUUCAAAGGCCUCAUGAGCAAUAAUUUGUCAGAGUUGGACAGCAAGAUCCAGGAGAAGGCCAUGAAAGUGGACAUGGACAUCUGCCGUAGGAUUGACAUCACCGCUCGUUUGUGUGACGUGGCCCAGCAGAGAAACUGUGAAGAUGUGAUCCAGAUGUACCGGGUACCAGGGAACCCGCCGCAGGUUCCAAACAACCAAUCGUCCCUGAGUCUGCGGCGUAAACAAACCCCUCUGUCUUUCAACGGGAGCGAGUGCGACGAACCCAUCAGCACCUCCGAAAGCGACGCCGGAGUGGCUAAAGACGAGGAGCGCUUUGGCUCAUCGGCCAGUCAGAUCAACGAGGAGAUGCAGAGGAUGCUGACCCAUCUACGUGAGUGUGAGUUUGAAGACGACUGUGACAGUCUGGCCUGGGAGGAGACGGAAGAGACACUGCUGCUUUGGGAGGACUUCCCAGGAUGCACUCUGCCUCCAGACCCCACCCACCCACCAGGAGAGGAGGACUGUCUGGAGAAGGUGAUUAAUGACACCGAGUGUCUGUUCAAAUCCAGAGAGAAGGAAUAUCAGGAGACAAUCGGCCAGAUUGAGCUUGAACUGGCCACGGCGAAGAGCGACAUGAACCGACACCUGCAUGAGUACAUGGAGAUGUGCUCGAUGAAGAGAGGUCUGGAUGUGCAGAUGGAGACCUGCAGGAGGCUCAUCACACAGAGUGGCAACAAUAACCCUUCAGCAGCCGGGUCCGCAGAGGAGAGCGACCUGAGAGAAAAUGACAGAUCUUUAUCUCCACCGUCUUCCUCAAGUUCCAGCAGAUCCUGACACUUCCUCAUCCCAGCCAUUCGUCUGACAGGCUGUGAUCAUGUGACCUCUGCUGCAUCCAGCUACAGUACAAUGCACCUAUAAUGGCUUAAACAACAUUUUUACAUAUUUAUUCAUUUCUUGUUGUGGCGUUUAUGCAAAUCAGUCUGAGGCGAGGGUGCGUGGCACAUUUUGAGGAUUGUUAUGAUUCUAAUAAUCCAGGUGAUCAGUGAGGAAACCGGAAAUCUUUAUACCACCAUUUUAAAUCAUAACAGUCUGAGCAUUUUGGGGUGAUUAGUUGUAAAAUCCACAUGAUUUAUUGUGUAUUUAGUCUGAUCAUGAGCAGAAAUCACAGAAGUGUAAAAUUGUUUAUUUGCUUAAUUAGGUUGAUUUUUAUUAGAAAAUUAUUUUCACACCUAAAUCCUAACGAAAGACUCCACUUUACUAAUAAGCAGCUGCAUUCAUAGUUCACGAUAAUGAAAUAAAAAGUCAGAUUUAAUUCUCACACAUGCAUCAUUCAGCCUAUUAUCAAGGGAAAAAAAACUUUUUACGAUUGUUCUGAACGGACGACCGCCAUGCCUUCUCCCUCCUGCCAGAGCGCUGAGCUCUAAAACAGUAAACAUCCGUUUUGUCCACCCUUGUUUAUAAGCUGCGAAUCGCCUCAUUUCCUGAAGCACCUCUCAGAAAAAGCUCCUGAAUGCUGUGCAGCUGCAGCGCAAACGCCUGCAGCGACGUGAGCUGCAUGUUAAAGACAGACUGCAGAAAAUGUUUUGCUCACAUUAAAAUCCAGCCGAGAAUCUGGAUCCAGAUUAAUUUAAGUGAAUAAUGUACAAGAUAAUGAAAAUAAGGAGUUUAAUGGAAGGGUUUGUGCGCUGACAUCAUCUUAAUGACUUGAGAUAAUGGUGAGAUUAUGUUUUAGAGGAUAGCGUAAAGUCCACAAGAAUACUCGCUUUAUUGAUUAACAAUGGCUCAUAUUAAUAGGUCAGGUCUUUUGACUAAUUCAUCCUAAUAAUGCACAACAGCUACUUUGACAAAAGUAAAUUAAAGCUGGGGUCUGUAGUGUGAUGUCAUCAUGGAGAGGAGGAGGAGAUCUGAAUGGCUAUUGCCCCACCCCUGCUCCCCAUCCCUCUCUGAAAGGAGCUGAAAGCCACACCUUUUGCCAUGAACACAAACAAGUAAUGUUUUGGAUAUGUUCCUGCUCAGGCACACCUGAUUCUAACUGCUUAAUUAUCUCCUCGGCCUUCAUCAGCUUCUGCAAGAACUGCUGAUCACUCAUUUGAAUCUAAAUCUGCAGUGCUCAAGCAGGUAAACAUCUAAAAUCGGCAGGAAUCGGCACUCACAAUGCUAGCGCACCACUGCUAACGCUACAACGGGCUAAAACAAUCUGAUGUAGUGUAAGUUUGUAUGCUACACUAAUCUCUUAGCUGCAAAACAUAAAAGAUAAAUAUCUUUUUGUUCCCCUUCCUCCUCUUCCACAGCUUUUGAAGUUUACAGACUAACAUUAAUUCAAUGCAGAUCAAGUUAGCAUUCAAGCUAGGUCGAUGUGCUAGAGUUCCACAUCCGUGUCCCUCUGCACGGCAUGCUGGGAACUGGGUCACAUUCUCGUCGAUUGACAGCUCCCUCUUGUGGAUUCUACUGGUCAACGCGGCAGGCUCACACACAGACAUCAUAUGUAGACACCCUGUGGACUGGUGCUGCCUGGUGUAGCAGCGGGCCGCCAUCUUGGAUGGGUCUCCGUUCCCCCCAGUGCAUUUGUUUCUACUGAGGAAGCUGCUUACCCAACUAAAAACAUAUUUUAUUAUGCUUUUACACAAAAUCAGACAUAUGGUAUGACCUGAUGGUUAAAAUCUAAAUAUAAUUAUGUAAAAAUAUAAAAUCCCAGCAGUUAGGCAUAAAAUGUAAUCCCACGUGAUCUGUUUUCAACAACGUGCCAGUUGUUGCAACUGUACGCUGCACAAAAACGGACAUAUUUGUUCACUCUGCAUUGACUCCAGUUGGGUUUCGAGUGUGAGGAGACCCAUUCAAUAUGGUGGCGACGCUGUUAUGCUCCUCAGCACCCAAUGACGCGGCUACGUAUUCUUGUCUAUGGCCUAGCAUAAAUGAUUCAUUUUGCUGUAGAGGCUAGGGGAGGGGCUUAGGGAAAAUAUAAAUUAUGAAAGAUGACCUACUUUAUAUCAUAGAACAGGGUCCGAUAGUCAUUUUAAAAAUACUUACCCCCGCUUUACAGCAGUCUUAAAACAUUUUUUAAAAGUUUCAUAAACUGUCUGAUAGACAUUUUCUUCUUGAAAAUGCUCCAGGCUACGCCAAAAGUGCUACAGCUAGCUACUGCUGCUGCUAACGACAGCAAAUAACACGAAAUUCCAUGUAAAUAAUCAUGUUUUGUGAAAAUCACAGCUACAUGAACGUGUAUAAAGCAGAUUUUGGAUCAAACUUUUGAGAGUGGAGUCACCAAUUAAUAUUUCUCCAAACUGAAGUUGUUCAAAUGGGAGUCUAUUGUAUGCAUGGUGGUAAUUGUUCUUAACCUUACAAAAUCUUGCUUCAGAGGAUCAGAAGUAUCACUUUUUGUUGAUUUUCUGUGUGGAUAAAGGCUAUCAGAACAGCUAACUUCAGCAACAUCCUCAUAUUUUCUUUUAUUUACUCGAUUAAAUGUUUGGACAAAGACACCCAGAGACCAUCCUGCUGCAAGAGCAAAAUUGUGAUUUUUAAAUUUAGCCAUAGAAAUGAGUGGUGCAGAGAGCCUACGCCUCCUGACUGUCAUAUGAAGUCACCGUCGAUAGCUGCACCGUGUGCUUAACGUCACCACACCGAUGUGUCUUUAAGCUGUUAAUGAGUUUUAUUGCAGUUUAUUGUAGCUCAGAGAGAGCAGGUUGUUCCAGAGAAGCAACACAAAGAAGCAGAACGUCUAAAAAUGAGCAGAGGAACAAAAAGUCAUGGAUGUUAGCGACUGAGUGCCAAAAUAAAAGAGAUUGUGACUAAACAGGAAAUGGCCGAUUAAAAAAAGACUAAAUAUGAAGCUGUUUCACCAAGGUGCUUGAUGUAAAUAAUUAAACCUAUUUUUGAGCAUUUGCACUUAGAAAGGAAGCAGCACUAUAUGAGUCACACGAAACGAAUCAGCUGAAAUAAAAUAAAGACACACUGGAAAUAGAUGGUUGUUUUUCCUCUUAGACGUUUCAGAUGAACACAUACCUCAUGGUUAAUUCUAUAAAAUCAGCUACUGGUUCUCAGAAAGAUUUUUCCAUUUAAUUUUCAGGAAAAGUGACAGAAUGUUAACAGAUGAUUGUUUUUGCAUGUUGGGUGGGUAGAAAUCUGCUGUUUCCAGGGUUUUUUCUCCUGUUUGAACUCAGAAGAAACAUGUUUGAAUGAGUCGUGUGAGACGUAAAACACCACGUUUCUCUUUCAUAUCGUUUUACCUUCAAGCACUGAGUGAGUUUCUUUGUAUGCAUGUGCCAGUGUGUCUGUUUUAGUCUCGUGUGUGUUUUUAGAAAGACGUUUACUGGGCCAGAUGCACAACAUUACAUCCUAAAAUCAUAUCACUCAUGCCGUUUCUUUACCAGUGUGUGUGUGGUUGCCGAGUAAAGUCUAUUUAAAAACAAUAGAAUAAUAAAAUGAAUCUAUGAAAACCAAUGCUUUUGCAGAAGUGACUGUAUGAUGGCUUUGAAAUGAUGAAAUAUAGCUUUGAAAAUAUAAUUGUGUUUAAAGAUCGCAAAAGACGACCGGCCACAGUCACUCACCUGAAAACAGGAACCUUCACUUAGGUCAACGAAAUUCUGAUGAAUCCAUUUUUGAUUGUAAAUGAGAAUUCUGGCAGAUGAUGUCGUAGAGAAACUAGCCUUGAUCUGUUUGGUUCAAAUUUGUGUCGUGAAACAAUUUGGCAAUAAUCCUGAGAUCUCAACAGGAAUUUCAAGUGUGUGACUUUGUGUCAGGACGAUGUUGUUUUGGCUUAAAAGCUUCCCUGCAGAUCUGCAGUAUGUAACAUGUCAGGAGAGACUGAAUAAAAGAUAAACUGAGCAAAAAAAUAAGACUGUUGUAGUUUUUUCUAUCUUGGCACCAGAAUGCAUCUUAAUCAAACACCUGAAGCACCUCCAUUGACGGCGUUUGAUGAGGAAGGGCAAUUGCUACAGCUACACUACAGCUUUGUGACAAUCAGAGCCACUCAGACCCAUGAGCACCCAUGCUAAAUGCACGAUUGUUGGUCUACAGCUACUUCCCUGAAUCGAUUGCGACAUUUGGGGCAGCAGUAGCUCAGGAGGUAGAACGGGUUGCCUCAUGACCGGGAUUGAUUUCAGCACCCGCCAGGGGUAUUCUGCUAUUGUGUCCUUGGGCAAGACAUUUCACCCAACUUGCCUGUGUUGGUGGUAGCGAGAGGGACGAACGGCGCCAAAUGGCAGCCUUGCCCCAGUCAGACCGCCCCAGGGCGGCUGUGACUAGAAAGUAGCUUACCAUCACUAGCAGUGUGUGAAUGUGAGAGUGCAUGAAAGUGUCUUUGAGUGUCCCAACAAAUGCUGUAUUAGUUCGAUGUCCCAAUCUUUUUAAUUAAAGUUAAAAAGUCCCAUUAGUUGUGUGCGACAUUUGUUCUCCGUAAAUUCUGGGGGGUGGGGGGGUGGGGGGGAGCUGCAGAUACAGCUGCGCUCAGGAGCCAUUUGGUGGUUUAACUCCCCAAAUCCAACCCCUCAUUGCUGAGUGUCAAGCAGGGAGGCAUUGGGUCCCAUUUUUCAAGGUCUUUGGUAUGACCCGACCUGGAAUUGAAUCCUGAUCUCCCAGUAUCAGGGUGGACACUCUACCACUAGGCCACUGAGCUGGUAUCCACUGUAAAGUAUGUUAUUGGGUUGGGGUUCAGCUGCUUUGGAGAGGUUUAGGUCAUCCUUGUUUGUGUUGGAUCUGCUGAGUCUUCCCCAGAACUCUCACAUGUGGAGUGCCUCAGGGGUCUAAUCUGGGACCUCUUCUUAUUUCAUUGUACCCACUUCCUCUGGGUUUAGUUCUCAGGAAGUACGGCGUUGCUUUCUGUUUUUACGCUGCUGACUCAAGUCCCACAGAAUCAGGAAAAAAAUAGUUGUGCAUCAUGGCUAUCAAGGCUUGGAUGUCUAGUAAUGCUGGAAAGUUUGGAACCUCAUGUAGACCUGGACUCACACCUGUGGCAACAAACCUUGGUGUUGACAUUGGUGAACUUUGUUUUUUUUUCUUUAGACAUAACUAGCCAUGUAAAACCUUUUCUGCACUAACUCACACUUCUAUCACCGUUUGUUUAGAUUAUUGCAAUGAACUUUGUGUCUUACUCAGUCUGAAGUCUCAUUCUUGGCUCCAGUUUGUUUUAGGAUUGAUUUUUUAAAUUCUUCUAUUUGUUUUUAAAUAUCUUCAGUGCUUCUCCCCUCCGUAGCUGUCUGAACUGUUGCAGUCGUAUGUUCCCCCGCUCUCUCAGGUCAGCUGAUCAGUUGUUGCUGGAAAUGAUUUUUACGGUUACUCUUUUGCAUUUGUUGUUAUUAUUGUGAUAUGGGGUACAGAUCUUUGGGUUAGGGUUAAGGCAGCACUCUGUUUUUAAAGUGCUUCAAUAAUAAAGGUGGAAUAGAAUUUUCAAAUCCAUAUCAACACAAGUGUGGUUCUUAAAUAGUGACAGAAAAAAACAUUUUAAACAAUACUCAGUGGUGAGUUUUGAUUUUUAAAUUAGACCUGUGGGCAUGGACAUAAUUUUCACUUUAGAAGUGGGGGGGAGACGGGGAGGGGGAUCUUUACAGUAUGUUCUAAUGGGAAACAGGCUUUAACACAAACGGUUGUUUUCUACUUGGUCCUAGAGCUCAACCACUGCCUAUUUAAUAUAGUGUAAUAUUGUUUUUGGAUGGUAAAAAGUGCAGGGGUCCAAACUUGACUUUGGAAAAAGUGGGGGGGGAACAUGUCCCCCCCCCCCC